UUUUAUUAUCCCAUGAUGUCAAGAAAAGAGGCACUGAGUUUUAAGAGUUUUAUAAGUGAAAAGAGCUUUCAAGCUCGGCGUGAGGCGGAACAACAGCAGCAGCAGUCACAUGACUGGAUACAUUCACAGGCUGAUCCAGUGUUUCCUCUAACAUACCUGAUAAUCAUGCCUACCACACAGCAGUCUCCCCAGGAUGAGCAGGAGAAGCUUUUGGAUGAAGCUGUGCAGGCUGUGAAGGUCCAGUCAUUUCAAAUGAAGCGCUGUCUGGACAAGAAUAAGCUGAUGGAUGCCCUGAAACAUGCCUCAAAUAUGUUGGGGGAGUUGAGGACUUCUAUGCUUUCUCCCAAGAGCUACUAUGAACUCUACAUGGCCAUCUCAGAUGAGCUGCAUUACCUGGAGGUCUAUUUGACAGAUGAGUUUACCAAAGGCCGUAAGGUGGCUGACCUCUAUGAGCUUGUUCAGUAUGCAGGAAACAUCAUUCCUAGACUGUACCUGUUGAUAACUGUCGGAGUGGUGUACGUUCGCUCUUUCCCCCAGUCUCGCAAAGACAUUCUGAAGGACCUGGUGGAGAUGUGUCGUGGAGUGCAGCAUCCUCUCCGGGGCCUGUUCCUCAGGAACUACCUCUUGCAGUGCACACGAAACAUCCUGCCUGAUGAUGGAGAGCAGGCUGAGGAAGAGAUGACAGGUGACAUUAAUGACUCCAUUGACUUUGUGCUGCUGAAUUUUGCCGAGAUGAACAAACUGUGGGUGCGAAUGCAGCAUCAGGGACACAGUCGGGACCGAGAAAAGAGAGAGAAGGAGAGACAGGAGCUGCGUAUCCUUGUUGGGACCAAUCUGGUACGACUGAGCCAGCUGGAAGGAGUCAAUGUGGAAAAGUACAAACAGGUUGUGCUGUCUGGGAUCUUGGAGCAGGUGGUGAACUGUAGAGAUUCUCUAGCUCAGGAAUACCUCAUGGAGUGCAUCAUACAGGUUUUUCCAGAUGAGUUCCACCUGCAGACGCUGAACCCGUUUCUUCGCUCGUGUGCCGAUCUGCACCAAAACGUGAACGUGAAGAACAUUAUCAUUGCUCUUAUUGACAGAUUGGCCUUGUUUGCUCACAGAGAAGAUGGACCUGGAAUCCCUGCUGAAAUCAAGUUAUUUGACAUUUUCUCACAGCAAGUGGCUACUGUCAUACAGUCUCGUCAGGACAUGCCGUCCGAAGAUGUUGUUUCACUCCAAGUGUCUCUCAUCAAUCUGGCCAUGAAAUGCUACCCUCAGCGUGUGGACUAUGUGGAUAAAGUGUUGGAGAGUACUGUGGAGAUCUUUAAUAAACUGAACCUGGAGCACAUUGCCACUAGCAGCGCAGUAUCUAAGGAGCUGACCAGGCUCCUAAAGAUCCCUGUGGACACAUACAGUAACAUCCUCACAGUGCUCCAGCUCAAGCAUUUUCCACCUCUCUUCGAAUACUUCGAUUAUGAGUCACGCAAAAGCAUGAGCUGCUAUGUGCUCAGCAACAUACUGGACUACAACACCACCAUAGUGGCCCAAGAUCAGGUUGAUGUGAUCCUGAACCUGGUUUCUACACUGAUCCAGGACCAACCAGAUCAACCAGCUGAGGAUCCCGACCCUGAGGACUUUGCUGACGAACAGAGUCUAGUGGGCAGAUUUAUUCAUCUGCUGCAUUCAGACGACCCUGACCAGCAGUAUCUGAUUUUAAACACAGCCAGGAAACACUUUGGUGCUGGGGGGAACCAGAGAAUUCGGCACACUCUACCCCCGCUGGUGUUCGCUGCUUAUCAACUGGCCUUCCGUUACAAAGAGAACUCCUCCUCGGAUGAUAAAUGGGAAAAGAAAUGUCAGAAGAUUUUCUCAUUCGCCCAUCAGACCAUCAGUGCUCUGAUCAAAGCAGAGCUGGCCGAGUUACCUUUGAGGCUCUUUCUCCAGGGGGCUCUGGCAGCUGGAGAGAUUGGCUUUGAGAACCAUGAAACCGUUGCCUACGAGUUCAUGUCUCAGGCAUUCUCUCUGUAUGAGGAUGAGAUCAGCGACUCAAAGGCUCAGCUGGCCGCCAUCACCCUUAUCAUUGGCACGUUUGAGCGUACGCGGUGCUUCAGCGAAGAAAACCACGAGCCUCUGCGUACUCAGUGUGCGCUUGCUGCUUCAAAACUGCUGAAAAAACCUGACCAGUGUCGUGCUGUCAGUAUCUGUGCCCACCUCUUCUGGUCUGGACGCAACACUGACAAGGGCGGAGAAGAGAUCCGUGAUGGGAGGAGAGUGAUGGAAUGCUUGAAGAAGGCUCUGAAGAUUGCCAACCAGUGCAUGGACCCAUCCUUGCAAGUUCAACUCUUCAUUGAGAUCCUCAACAGAUACGUCUGCUUCUAUGAGCGAGAGAAUGAUGCGGUGACGGUUCAAGUCCUGAAUCAGCUGAUCCAGAAAAUCCGUGAGGAUCUCCCAAACCUGGAGGCCAGCGAGGAGACGGAGCAGAUUAACAAACACUUCCACAAUACACUGGAGCACCUGCGCCUGCAGAGAGAGUCACCUGAGUCUGAGGGACCUGCCUAUGAGGGACUGGUGCUGUAGGAGCCUCACGUCUACAUUUAUAUUUGUGUACACACAUAUAGAGAGAGAUAUGUAUAUGCCCACAUGUGCGCACCAGGGUAUUCCAGCCAGGGGACAAAUAAAGCCAAACCCACCCAUUCCUCUUACUGCUCAUACUUUCUCUUGAUUUCUUCCUCUGCCUGUCUGUCUUCUCUCUGAUCUUGUGAGGCGUUUCCAUGUAAAUUAUCUAGAGAACAGUGUAUGCAUUGCACUUACUUUGCGCUUUCUUCAGAUUAUCAUUCCCUUUCAUGCCAUACUCUACAGAAAUGAGUGAAAAUAAUAAAGAAUUAAAAAAAUAAGUUUUAGUGUUUCUUCACAACUUCCCUGCCUCGCAGGCCAAACAGGAGAAAAAGGCAGAGCUUAAUUGAGCCAUGCAUUGUAACGGUCUUUGUUUGGAGGACCUAUGAUUAAGUCUACUUUUUCAGCAUUAAUAUUUUAAAUGCCAUGCUGAGUUAAGAGACAUUUGUGUAACUAAUGAAUACUCUCAUUUCUCACUUCUCUCUCUAUUUGUUUUAAACAUGCCAUCUUUUACUCUAUGGCAGACACUUUGGUGGAGUGGGAUGGUGUGUUAACUAAUACAUGGAAUGGGUGAACGUGUGAAUAGACUCUGUUAAUGAAUGAGUAGCUGUGGGUGUGAAUCUAAAUGUCAGAAGCCUUGUUAUUUGAACCACCUCUUGCAUCUUGUAUUUUUAUUAUUAUUAUUAUUAUUAUUAUUUUGAUCCUCCCCCUCCCUUCAUAUAUUGUAUGUAUAAUCUAAUUGUAAAUCAGUUAAAACAAAAUAUCAUUGAUUUCAUGACAUUUGCACAAAUAAAAUAUGGUAUUAACCCCA
Myxocyprinus asiaticus (Chinese sucker) is the source of this 3403-nucleotide messenger RNA. RefSeq names its product vacuolar protein sorting-associated protein 35-like. Gene Ontology annotation, biological process: retrograde transport, endosome to Golgi; intracellular protein transport. NCBI's taxonomy places the organism in Eukaryota, Metazoa, Chordata, Actinopteri, Cypriniformes, Catostomidae. Gene Ontology annotation, cellular component: retromer complex; retromer, cargo-selective complex; late endosome. The record is from RefSeq and is a predicted model, not a curated record.